Messenger RNA from Erigeron canadensis, 2330 nucleotides. RefSeq names its product protein S-acyltransferase 21-like. The transcript has 10 exons. NCBI's taxonomy places the organism in Eukaryota, Viridiplantae, Streptophyta, Magnoliopsida, Asterales, Asteraceae. Gene Ontology annotation, cellular component: Golgi apparatus; endoplasmic reticulum. Gene Ontology annotation, molecular function: protein-cysteine S-palmitoyltransferase activity. Gene Ontology annotation, biological process: peptidyl-L-cysteine S-palmitoylation; protein targeting to membrane. Bases 364 to 2220 code for a protein of 618 amino acids. The record is from RefSeq and is a predicted model, not a curated record.
GAGCAUGAACUGUCAUAACUCCCUCAACACUGAAAUUACUACUUUCUGUUAGGCAGUUGUUGUAUCUAUCAUAUCUACUAUAUCUAUAUCUAUACCAUAUAUAUAUAUAUAUAUCAUACAGUUUUUUUCUUUUCCACUUAUAAACAACUCACAUUCCCACGAUUUAUCAAACCCUAGUUAUUUUUUUUUUUCAUUAUUUCUGAUUAUCUAAUUCGGGUCGGGUUAUCUGAUUUUAACUUAUGAUCACAUUUUUUUACUAGAGUAGUUUUUGGAAUGAAGGACUGGAAUUGAACAUUGAUUACACACAGUAUAUAGUGUGUGUGUUUCUUUUAAAAAAAAUUAUUUAUUUUUAUUUAAUUGAUCAUGGCUAGGAGACAUGGAUGGGAACUUCCUGCUCAUACAUUCCAGGUUGUGGCUAUUACAGUAUUCUUCUUGUUGUCAGUUGCCUUCUAUGCAUUCUUUUCGCCUUUUCUGGGAAAGGAUAUAUACGAACAUAUUGCCAUUGGCGUUUAUUCCUUCUUGGCUUUAUCUGUAUUCAUUCUUUAUGUAAGAUGCACAGCUAUUGAUCCUGCUGAUCCCGGCAUAUUGAUUGAACCCAAUAGGGCGUCACCUUAUAGAUCACAUAACGGCACUGAAGUUCCUGGAAAUGCAUCUUCUGUUGGAGAUCAUAGUAAGGCGGAGUUUCAAAAUGGUGGAAUAUAUGAGAACGGGAAACCAGGCUGCUGUUCAAAAUUGGGUGGAUUAUUUUGUGGUUGUAUUGUCAAAGAGGAUUGUCGAAAUGAUGAAGAUAUGCAAUUAGGAGGAGACGAAGAAGCUUUAUUCUGUACAUUAUGCAAUGCAGAGGUGCGCAAGUAUAGCAAACACUGCAGAAGCUGUGACAAAUGUGUUGACGGGUUUGAUCAUCAUUGUCGGUGGUUGAACAAUUGUGUUGGAAGGAAGAACUACUUUACAUUCGUGUGCCUAAUGGCUGUAAGCCUUGUUUGGCUUACUUUUGAAUGUGGGGUUGGGAUUGCGGUUCUUGUUAGAUGUUUUGUUGAUAAAAAGGCUACAGAAAAUCAGAUUACCGAUAGACUUGGAGAUGGAUUUAGUAGACCUCCAUUUGCAACUGUGGUGGCUAUAUGUACGGCUGUUUCGUUGCUGGCCACCAUCCCACUAGGAGAACUCUUCUUUUUUCACAUAAUCCUCAUACGGAAGGGGAUCACAACAUAUGAGUUUGUAGUUGCAAUGAGGACCCAAAGUGAACCUCCAGGACCGUCACUAGAUGGGAUGGAUCAACAAAGCCUGCAGUCUUCUCCCACAAGCUCCGCUGUGACUGCCAUGAGUGGACGAAGUUCCCAUGGGUUGAGCUUGCACAACAAAGGGGCUUGGUGCACCCCUCCCAGGAUCUUUAUGGAUCAACAGGAUGAAGUGAUCCCUCAUCUAGAACCAGGGCGGCUGCCAUCCACCGUUGAUCCAGAUGCAGUCCAGCCACCAGAAAAGGGUAAAAAGUUACCUCAACGUCCUGUCAAGCUCAGUGCCUGGAAGCUUGCAAAACUAGAUUCAAACGAAGCAAUCAAAGCAGGUGCCAAAGCCCGAGCUUCAUCCUCUGUUCUACGUCCAGUGGGAUCUAAAUACAAUCAGUAUGAUCCUGAUCAUUUAUCUAGUAGCAAUGUGAGUGGUAGAAGCAGUCCAAACAGUAUCCAUCACAAAAGGAGUCAUUCGAAAAGCUCAUAUCCGCCUAGUCGGGCUAGCAGGGAGGAUCUUGAAAGUUGCAAUCAUAGUGUUAGUAACAUGAGCACCAGCCCAUUGCCGGGUAGAGAUCAUUUUAACCCCAUGUACCAGUCCUCUGCAAAUCACUCUCCAUGGUCAGGCAACAAUGAGCCUAUUGAGAUCCCACAGGCGGCAGCACCUCCUCCAAGGAGAAACAACUUGGGUGUUGGUGAAAAUACAAGAUCUUCCUCAGUGUACUGGGAUCAAGAAGCCGGUCGGUUCGUCUCUGCUUCAACAACUAGAAGCAUGGGUGGAACUUCCUCUCAGGCUUCAGGGGCAGAGCUUACCUAUACGGGCCAGUCAAUAUUUUUUGGUGGGCCCCUUGUUGGUAAUGGUAGGACCGGUGGGGUUGCUGGUGGUGGGAGGGGGUCGGCCACAGGGAGUUAUUACCAGCAAGGUAGAACACAGAGAGGAGGGCAGCUACCGGUGUUUGUUCCAAGUGAGCAAAGCCAGACACCUAGAUUACAAUGACAUUGUAUUAUCAGAUUUGUUUUCGUGAACUUGUGUAGAUUUGUUUCUCGAAUCUUUUUUCAGAAAAUUUUGUCUUUGUUAAUUUAUUGAUAUUGUGCAGUUUACAUUCA